Messenger RNA from Chenopodium quinoa (quinoa), 1801 nucleotides. Its product is annotated as 1-aminocyclopropane-1-carboxylate oxidase homolog 1-like. NCBI's taxonomy places the organism in Eukaryota, Viridiplantae, Streptophyta, Magnoliopsida, Caryophyllales, Amaranthaceae. Bases 448 to 1548 code for a protein of 366 amino acids. The record is from RefSeq and is a predicted model, not a curated record. The transcript is spliced from 3 exons.
UAAUCUUUCGAAGGAUCAAAAUACCCCGUACCAGAAACCAACCUUAGCCUUUGGAUAGAUUAAAUUCCCAAAUUGAUUAAUUAAUUCCCUACUUAUGUUUGUUUUUUUUUUUUUCUUUUUUUUAAGGGAAAUUCCCUACUUAUGUUGAAUUUUAUAUAUAACCAAAUAUUAAAUUCCCAUAUUUAUUUCCAUAAUUAAUAAAGGUCAAACUAAGACAUUCAUAAUUAAAUAAAUUCAACAAAAGAGAGCAGAUAGUGACAUGACUAUUAUUAAUUGGAUAUUGCCUGCCUCACUAAUCGCAAUAAUAGCUACAAAAAGUUCUUAUAAAUAGAGACUCUCGAGACUUCAAACAUGCAAGCAACGAUAAUAUUUCUAGCUCAAAAACUAUAAUACACACAUAUUACAAUAUCUUACUAGUACACACAUUUUAGUUGCAAUACUUACAUUAUGGAAAUUGGUACAAACUUUGAGCGUAACGCCGAUCUAAAGGCCUUUGAUGAGUCCAAAAUGGGAGUGAAAGGCCUUAUUGAUGCGGGUGUAACACAAUUACCCCGAAUUUUUGUCAAUGACCUACCAUCCCCAGACUCAAAAAAGGUCAAUGACGGACUAAAGCUAAACAUCCCGGUGAUAGAUUUCACCGGGUUAGAGGAUGGAGGUCCUGUGAGACGAAAGGAGAUUAUAAAGGAGUUAUCCGAUGUAACUGAAAAGUGGGGGUUCUUCCAGGUUGUGAACCAUGGGAUCCCCCAAGACAUGUUGGAAGAGAUGCUCAAAGGUGCUAGGAGGUUUCAUGACUUGGAUGCCGAGGCCAAAAGAGAGUACUAUGUUCGUGGAAUCGACACGAAAAAGAAAUUCGUGUUCACGUCCAAUUUUUAUCUCUACACCGGUCAUGUCACAAAUUGGAGGGAUACCACCGUUACCACCAUGAACCCUAUGCCUGAUCCUGAAGAAAUUUCCGAGGCAUGCAGAGAUAUAAUGAUGGAGUAUGGCAAAAGUGUGAGGAAGCUAGGACUAACAUUCAUGGAGCUAUUAUCCGAGGCCAUGGGUCUAAACCCGAACCAUUUGGAAGACAUGGAUUCUGCUGAAGAUUAUUUGCUCUUAACCCAUUAUUAUCCUCCAUGCCCACAACCCGAAUCGGCUAUAGGCAUCAACAAGCACGCUGAUAACGACAUCCUUACGGUGCUCCUACAAGACGAUAUUGGUGGACUUCAGGUUCUUCAUGAUGAUAUUUGGUAUGAUGUUCCUCAUAUUCCUGGUGCCUUGGUCAUCAACACUGGAGAUCUUCUACAAUUGAUCAGCAAUGACAAGUACAAGAGCGUAAUCCAUAGGGUGCAAUCAAAGAAAAUUGGUCCUAGAAUUUCAGUGGCAUGUUUCUUUAGGCCUAGCUUGAAGAACCCUAGAUUACUUGCACCAAUUAAGGAAUUAUUAUCGGACGAAAAUCCACCAAUUUAUAGAGAAACAACUGCUGGUGAAUAUCUUGCUCAUUAUUAUAAAACUGGCCAAGAUUAUGGUGUUCAACCAGCACUUGAAAAUUUCAAGCUCAACAAAUAAAUUUAUAUAUAUAAUUAAAUAUGUAUGCAUGAAAUAAUCCAAACUUCGAAAUGUAAACUAUAUUUAUACACGUAUAAUUUAUUCAUCUUAUCAUUUACUUCGUAUAUUGCCAAUGCUAGUUUGUAUCGAUCUAGUAGUCACUACUAGAUCAUUGCUCAUAACUUGUAUGUCAUUUUUAUUAUAUUUCAAUUUCGAUCAAAUAAGUGUUGUAAAAGCACGUUUCAUACGGAGUAUGUCAAUAAAUAAUAAAAUA